Messenger RNA from Mucor mucedo, 1893 nucleotides. RefSeq lists its product as uncharacterized. The coding region runs from base 25 to 1848 and encodes 607 amino acids. The transcript has 4 exons. The record is from RefSeq and is a predicted model, not a curated record. NCBI's taxonomy places the organism in Eukaryota, Fungi, Mucoromycota, Mucoromycetes, Mucorales, Mucoraceae.
GAACACCUUUCUCUUUGUAUUUUCAUGGACAGAAAAGAAGUACACAAAAAUAUGGGAUUAUUAAAGAGAUCGCAGGCUUCCCUUUGUUAUUGGUGGAGUUACUGUGAUACUGUAUUAGAGGGCUUUUAUGACACUCUUAUCCCAAAUAAAAGUGCCCUCAUCAUUUGCAGAGCCAUAUCGCUUUUACUUACUUAUAUAACUGCUAUACUUGGUCUUUACAAACAUCUCAAUUUUGACGAUGAAUCGACUGAAGAUUUUCUCGCUAUUGUUGCACACAUGUUUACUAAAAAGCUCGGCAGUUUAUACUUGGCCGCUUUCGACUUGUUUGAUAUCUUUAAUGAAUCAAUAUGGCUUCCUAUUUAUCAUACUAUAGACAAUGCUAUUGAAACAUGUCUUGGGUACUGGUUCCCUCACAAAAAUAUCGUAUGCUACCAACAUACCUCUAUGCCUGAUCAGUCUGAUUUUUUUCUUGAUAAGUUAGCCAGGCUGUUACAUCUGAAAGCGGAAAGCAAAAGAAUAGAAGAGAUCAGAUGCAUCGAUAUUGGCUCUACCAACCAAAAAGACUAUUCCAGUACUCUAUGUCUUUUUGUAGUCUUGUAUCUUUUCGCUGUCAUUUUUUUGCGUUUCAAGAUCAAUCAACUUUCAAAGGCUUUAGAUAAAUAUAAUGAUACAUUGAAAAAUAAGCAAGUUAAAAAUAUAAAUGUGCCGCAAGAAAAUAAAUCGCUUUUAAGGCGUAAACCUCCCAAAAGGCGAUCUAAAGAGGUUGUUCCUCCUCAAAACGAAACUUUUCUACAAAAAGAAGCAGUCCAACAAGAAGCCGCCCAACAAGAAGACACCCAACAAGAAGCCACUCUACAGGAAGAAAUUUCCUCACUACAAGAAGCUAGUCAGGCGAAAGAACGUAUACAGCCAAAAGAGACUAUUAUGUUGCAUAAAGACAAUAUCGAGUCCAAGGAAGACCUUCCAAAUGAAAAGAUCCCUUUAUCUGAGCAAAAUAAUCAGUUGGAAACAGAUGAUAGAAAGGAAGAAGGUCCUUUAUCUGAAGAGAGUAACGAUACUAAACAGGAGGAAAAUGCUCUACUUGGCAAAAGUAUGGAUGUUCAACGUCCAGAAGAUGAUUUACGCAUAGAAAAUACAGGUUCUCAAAGUAAUGAUAUAUCACCUGAAGAAAGUGUUGAUACAAAAAUAGAGGAAAAUACUGCAACAGAAGAAAUUACCCAUGGCGUUUCACAAAAGGACGAUGCUUUAGCGGAAAAUGUUGUGAACGCCCCACACGAGGAAGCUACUGAGCGUAAUAAAGAUGGUGAUCGUAUAUAUAAAUCGAUUAUGAUGACUGAUAAACAAGACACCGAAUAUUGUAUCAAAGUUCGCGACAAGUAUAAAAUGUAUCUACCAACAGAAAAGAACAAAAUACUAAAAACUGAACAUCACAAGGAUGCCAAGGGCGACAACCGAGCUGGUCCUUCACGACAUCUUCCGCAAAAAUGUAACGAUUUACAUGAGCUUUUUAUUAAACAACUGCCAGGAAAAAAAGGCAAUACCACUAUCCUAUCGAAAAAACCGUUUGGAAGCCCUACUACGACGAGACAGGAACUAAAAGAGAAAGAGCCUGAUCAAGCGGGUCCUUCGCAAAGCCGGUUACCAGAACUUACUAGGUUGCAGGAGUUUGUUAAAGAUCAAAUGGCCCAAACUAACCUUUUCAACAUUCAACCAUUUGGGGAGACAUGGCGUCAGGAGAGAGCUAUUAAAGAAAUCCUUAGCAGUGCUCUAGCGAGUAAACAAAUGCAAGGAUUUGUCGACACUGAAAUAAUGUUGCAACCUGAAGAGACACCAGAAAGCAAAAAGUAAGAUCAGCAAUUGUCAGUUCAAUAAAAUAUUAGCUUAGCAAAACAU